Messenger RNA from Racocetra persica, 212 nucleotides. NCBI's taxonomy places the organism in Eukaryota, Fungi, Glomeromycota, Glomeromycetes, Diversisporales, Gigasporaceae. The record is from the annotation of a GenBank genome assembly.
AAAAGCAAAAUAGAAAUUAUUAUACCAUAGACAUCAUAGGCACUUCACCAAAAAAGGAAAAAAUAUUAGCUAAUAAUACGACUACCUUUAAGACUGGUUCCAAUAUUCAGUACCCACUAUCGCGUCUCAGUCAAGAAGAGGCACUUUCAUAUAUUCUGCCAACCUUCAAAUAUUACCGUUUGCUUGCGAUUCAAAAAGCACUAUAUCAGUAG